Molecule: messenger RNA, 2235 nt
Organism: Magnolia sinica
Lineage: Eukaryota; Viridiplantae; Streptophyta; Magnoliopsida; Magnoliales; Magnoliaceae
Product: 2-methylpropanoate--CoA ligase CCL4-like
Exons: 2
Coding region: 387-2069 (560 amino acids)
Source: RefSeq, a predicted model, not a curated record
AGCAUACAAACACCAUGAUUUUGUCGCACACGAACUUAGUUGAACAUACAACUAGAUGUUGUAUGAGAAUUUAUUAGAAAUGAUCCUAAUAAAAGGUUAAGAUCCUUUCUAAAGCUUGAUUGCGGAUAAUAGCUAGUGGACGGUUCAAUUAUUGUAGCGGUGAAAGGAGGUUCAAUUAUUGUGGGCCACAGCAUACCAGCGACACCAGCGACGUACUUUGCAUCGUGACUCACAACUGAGGCAAAAGACAAAUCAAUAUAAAGAAUGCUUUCUUUAUCUCUUCAUAUUCCCAUUGACCUCCUCACAUCCCAAAUACCUCCUCCUUUUCGACAGGGAAACAACUUCCACACACCCCAAAUACAUCCUUCUUUUCUACAGAGAAAGAGAUGGACGGUUUGAAGCCAACCCCACCCAACUCAUCUCCUCUAACUCCAAUCGGAUUCCUAGAUCGAGCAGCUACCAUUUAUGGAAGCUGUCCAUCAAUCGUCUACAAAGACAUGGUCCGUACAUGGUCACAAACACACCAAAGGUGUAUCAAGCUCGCAUCAACCAUCUCCUCGAUGGGCAUUGGCAGAGGCGAUGUGGUGUCUGUCGUGGCCCCCAACAUCCCUGCGGUGUAUGAGAUGCACUUCGCGGUUCCCAUGUGCGGUGCCAUCCUCAACACCGUCAACAUCCGCCUCGCUAGCCGGACGAUUGCCGCGCUGCUUCUUCAUAGCGAGGCCAAGAUUGUGUUUGUUGAUUUCCAAUCUUGGUCCCUUGUUAAGGAUGCCGUUGGUAAGUUGGAGAAGCCGCCUCGUUUGAUAUUGAUAGAGGACGAAUUUGAAGAAGGCGGUCGAUGUCUUCCAUCAUCAUCACCGCCAUCCCAUGAUGAUCAGCUUACUUAUGAAAUGUUGGUUGAGAAGGGAAAUCCAGGGUUCCGAUGGGUGAGGCCUGAGAGCGAGUGGUCACCGGCGAUCCUGAAUUAUACGUCGGGGACGACUUCUUCCCCUAAGGGUGUGGUCCACUGCCACCGUGGCCUCUUCACCAUGGCCGUAUCUGCAUUGAUUGAGUGGACCGUCCCUAAGCAGCUCAUCUAUCUGUGGACACUACCGAUGUUCCAUGCCAAUGGUUGGAGCUUCCCAUGGGGGAUUGCUGCAAUGGGUGGGACCAAUGUCUUCGUUAGGAAAUUUGAUGCUGCAACCAUCUAUGCCAUGAUCAUCAAACAUGGUGUGACCCACAUGUGUGCUGCACCUGUCGUCCUAAACAUGCUAGCCAAUGCCCCAGAAUCCAUACGUCGGCCACUGCCGCACGCUGUCCAUAUCAUGACUGCAGGGGCCCCGCCGCCUGCUUCCGUGCUCUUCCGGACAGAGGCACUGGGGUUCACUGUAAGCCAUGUUUAUGGCCUGACGGAGACGGUGGGGCCAGUCCUCUCGUGUGCAUGGAAGGCUGAGUGGGACCAACUACCGGCAGCCGACCGUGCGAAAUUGAAAGCAAGGCAGGGCGUACAGACUCUUUGCAUGGAUGAGAUCGAUGUGAUUGACGGCGAGACGGGGGCCAGCAUGAAGCGGGAUGGAAUGACGCUUGGGGAGAUCGUGCUGCGUGGCAGCUGCAUUACAUUGGGCUACUUGAAAGACACCCAGGCGACUUCCAAGAGCCUCCGGGAUGGGUGGUUUUACACCGGCGAUGUUGGUGUAAUGCACCCUGAUGGUUAUGUAGAGAUCAAGGACCGAUCCAAGGAUGUUAUCAUAAGUGGCGGCGAGAACAUGAGCAGCGUCGAAGUUGAAUCUGUACUGUACUCGCAUCCCGCCGUUAAUGAAGCGGCAGUGGUGGCCCGGCCGGAUGAGUUCUGGGGUGAGUUGCCAUGUGCAUUUGUCAGCUUGAAAGAAGAUUACCAGAAGGAGGAGAAGAGGCCGUCGGAGAAGGAGAUUAUCGCGUUUUGUAGGGAGCGGUUGCCGCGCUACAUGGUGCCAAAGAUGGUCGUCUUCAGGGUGGAGCUUCCAAAGACUUCGACAGGUAAGAUUCAGAAGUUUUUGCUUAGGGACAUGGCCAGGAAAUUGGGUUAUGCUUCCUCCCUAGUGAGUCGGAUGUAGGGUGGAGGUCGUGUACUUAGUCGUGCCUGGUUCUUGAAUGACUCACUGAGUCACCAGAUGAGUUUGUUUCUUGAAUAUUAUGUAGUUGAAUUAUGUUUCUGCUGCAAGUGAUGUUAUAAUACUCUGUAUUUGUAUAUGAUUCAGUUGCAAGUCGGGUUGCUAGGCA